Molecule: messenger RNA, 385 nt
Organism: Limulus polyphemus (Atlantic horseshoe crab)
Lineage: Eukaryota; Metazoa; Arthropoda; Merostomata; Xiphosura; Limulidae
Product: protein Wnt-5b-like
Exons: 1
Biological process (GO): canonical Wnt signaling pathway; neuron differentiation; multicellular organism development
Cellular component (GO): extracellular region
Molecular function (GO): frizzled binding; cytokine activity
Source: RefSeq, a predicted model, not a curated record
GCUGUCAUCCGUAAAACAAGAGUCACGUGCAAAUGCCACGGUGUUUCCGGUUCCUGUUCCCUUAUCACGUGCUGGCAACAACUGGCAAGUUUCCGCGAGGUGGGGGACCAUCUAAAGGACAAGUACGACGGUGCCACAGAGGUGAAGAUAAACAGGCGGGGAAAGCUGCAGGUGAAAAACCAUCAGUUCAACAUGCCCACGGCGGAGGACCUCGUCUACCUGGAGGAGUCUCCUGAUUACUGUAUCAGGAAUCGAACUACGGGUUCUUUGGGUACUUACGGGCGUGAGUGUAAUCGUACAGCUCCGGGCACCGACGGCUGUAACCUCAUGUGUUGUGGUCGAGGGUAUAACACUCAUAAGGCCGUGUUCAAAGAGAGGUGUGGAU